Ixodes scapularis (black-legged tick) is the source of this 1258-nucleotide messenger RNA. RefSeq names its product glutamate receptor ionotropic, kainate 2. The record is from RefSeq and is a predicted model, not a curated record. Gene Ontology annotation, molecular function: glutamate-gated receptor activity. Lineage: Eukaryota; Metazoa; Arthropoda; Arachnida; Ixodida; Ixodidae. The coding region runs from base 32 to 1258 and encodes 408 amino acids. The transcript is spliced from 6 exons. Gene Ontology annotation, cellular component: membrane.
GACGUUCCGUCUCAAGGGCAUCACAGGCUCCAUGAUCGACUACAUCCUCGCGUCCAUGGGAAUCAAAUACCAGCUCGUGGAUCCGUCGGACCACAAGUGGGGCAACCUGGAGCCGGACGGCAGCUGGAGCGGCAUGAUCGGACAAAUAAACAGAAACGAGGCGGACCUGGCCCUGGGGCCGUUCGUGCUCACCGAGAGAGAGGCCAUGGUGGCCAACCCGUCGCCGCCGUACACCGACGAGGACAUGAUCAUCCUGAGCGGCGUGGCCAAAGAGCACAAGUCCAACGUGUACGGCUACAUCUCCGCCUUCGACCUGCACGUCUGGAUGGUCCUGCUCUGCUUCCUGGGCUUCGUGGCCACCGUGGCCGUCGUCGCAGAAUACCUGCUGUCCAACCCCGAGAUGAGCAUCCGGCAGCGUCGUCAGCGGCUGACGCGGAUCUUCUGGACCUUCGUGGCGUCGGUGUUCCUCGAGAGCUCGACGUUCAACUUCACGAGCCACUCGCAGCGGCUGCUCUUCGGUUUCUGGUUCCUCAUGAUCGUCGUGCUCAUGAACACUUUCGUCAGCUACAUGGAGUCGGCGCUCAUGCUCAAGGAGGAGACUGACCGCGUGGAAACCAUCGAGCAGCUGGCCCUCCAUCCCGACAUACAGCCUAUGGUCUUCGAGGCAGCGGGGUUCCUCCAAGUCAUCAGGGAAGCAGAGGGCCAGGCCUUCCAAAAAGUGCUGCGCAUGAUGGAGGAGUACGACCACGAAGAAGAGGUGCACGGCGAAGAGCUGUUCACGCCGCCAUACCUAUCCAUGGUCCUCAAGCGCAAGGCCGUUUUCCUGAUGGAGCGCAUCUCGCUGCUUGCCAGGGUCUCUCAACACUGCUACGACGUCGAGCUCAAGGGACAGGGGCUCUUCCACCUGGGCCGCAAGCGCAUCCUCCAGAUCAAGAUGGUCUUCUACGUGAGGAAGACCAUGGACCCCGUGCUGCAGGAGGAGAUCUUCAAGCGGGUCCGGUGGAUCAUGGACAGCGGCCUGAACCUGCACUGGCACGAGGACCUGAUCCCGGACCCCGGGCCGUGCUGGACCAAGUUCCACCCGGACCACCUGCACGACUACGCGUCCCUCAACUACCAGGACUUCGCCGUCAUCUUCUACCUGCUGCUCUGCUCGCACGGACUCGCCUUCUGCGGCUACCUGUCGGAACUGGUGCUCUUCCACUGGUGCUGCCUCAAGAGCCGCAGCCGCAUCGGACCCAACUCUUACCUCAACUGA